AACUUUGGAGAUUCAGAGAAAUUGGAAACAAAGAUUUUAUCAUUGACCAACCACUUCAGGAUGUUGGAAUACCUUCAGAGUUCACUUCAGGUGGUGGAGAUUUCCCAGGACCGAGCACAUCUGAGCCGUCACAAUCCAGGAAUGGCAUGCAACAUUCUUUUGACUUGGAUACUGAAGUGGUUAGCUUAAAGCAGAAUGUGACACUGCUGCAAAAUAACUUGUAUGAAGCAGCUAAGCUGGUUAAGUUUAAGGAAGCCAGGGUUACCGAACUGCAAUCCAUCUUAAGUAAUUGCUCAGAGAAGGAAGAAAAGAGUGUUGGAAUUGAGUCGCAUGAGAGAGCUAGAGAUAUUGAAAUUGAGCUUGAGGGUCUCUUCAGACAGAAAAUUGAAGCUGAAGUACAAUAUUUGACUAUAUCAAGAACAGUUGAAAAGUUGAGAAUUGAAGCAUUUAAACAAGUUAAGCUCUUGGAAGAACAAAAAACAUUAGCUUCAGAACAAGCGCAGGUUGUGAAAAAUCUUGGAGAUGCAGAAUCAAAGGCUGCAACGCUUAAAACACAGGCUAAGAAGUUGGAAAAUUGCUGUGAAGAUAUCAUGAGCACAGAUGAAAUGCUAAAACUGCAGAAGAGAGUCUGGAAGUACAGCACCUGUUUUUUAAUACAGUUGGUAUUGCUGGUAGUCGGGCUGUUUCUCUUGCAGAUUUCACCUGAUGAUGCUGAAGUUGUACCUACGUAA
Messenger RNA from Nicotiana tabacum (common tobacco), 731 nucleotides. The record is from RefSeq and is a predicted model, not a curated record. NCBI's taxonomy places the organism in Eukaryota, Viridiplantae, Streptophyta, Magnoliopsida, Solanales, Solanaceae.